UCAGUUGACACAAACAAAUCGUAAUAAUUGUACCGAAAACUAUCUUAUUAGAAUUGCAGAAAUAUUGAAAAACGUUAUUUAACUUCGAACCAAAUUUCUGAUAACAUAUUAAAAUAACUGUCUCAAUGAAACAUGAAAUAAGUUUCUUUUAGUUCGUUUAGGCGGGGAUAAUUUCAAAUCAGACAUUUUGCCUAAUAGAAAUGUCAGUAGGACUUAACGUUUUUUGUAUUAAGUGGUACUUUUUUGUUUGAAGGUUUUUGUGUUCGUUUUAUAGUCCGUAAAUAUUUUGAACUUGGAUUUUCCUAAAAUUGUAACCAACUUACGAGAUAUACAAUAAGCAAAAUGGAGGACGAAGAAUAUAAGAAACUACCUAUAGAAGAUCGAUGUGUUCAUAAGUUAUGGAAAGCUAGAGUAAACGGUUACGAAGAAGUCACUAAAUUAUUCAAACAAAUUGAUGAUGAAAAAUCUCCAGAAUUUGGAAAAUAUUUAGGGUUAGUUAAGAAGUUUGUGAUAGACACCAAUGCCAUGGGACAGGAGAAAGGCUUAGAAGCCACACUUGCUUAUGUUGAAAAUUAUGCUCAUGCUGGUAAGACAGUUUCUGAAGUAAUGUCUGGGAUUGUUACUAAGUGUAUGGCAGCUCCGAAAGCAAAAACUAGGGAAUUAGCUUUGCAAAUUACUCUUAUGUAUAUUGAAAUUGAAAGACAAGAAGCAGUGCUGGAGGAAUUAUUGAAAGGAAUGGAAUUGAAGAAUCCAAAAAUUGUUGCUGCCUGUGUUGUUGCUUCUACAACGGCACUCAAAGAGUUUGGAAUAAAAAUAAUCACUCCUAAGCCUUUGGUAAAGAAACUUCCAGCUCUCUUUGCUGAUAGAGAUAAAACAGUAAGAGAUGAGGCAAGGCAAUUGGCAAUUGAAAUGUAUAGAUGGAUGGGACCUGCUUUAAGACCACAACUUUCAACCCUUCAACCUCUUCAAAUUACUGAAUUGGAAGCAGAGUUUUCCAAAAUUGAAGGCCAAAAGGUCCAGCCUACAAGAUAUAUUAAAUCUCAACAACAAAAACAAGCCAAAAUCAAAGCAGAGGCAGAAGCUGCAGAAGAUUGUGAAGAAGAAGACGAGGAAGAAGAUGCUCCUCAAAUCGAUUCUUAUGACCUUGCCGAUCCAGUGGAUAUUUUGUCUAAGCUCCCAAAAGAUUUUUAUGAAAAAUUGGAAGCAAAAAAAUGGCAAGAGAGGAAGGAAUCUUUAGAGUUAUUGGAGAAUCUCUUGAAAACUCCAAAAUUGGAAAAUGGAGAAUAUGGUGACCUUGUUAGGGCUCUUAAAAAGAUAAUCCAAAAAGACAGCAAUGUGAUAUGUGUGGCUCUAGCAGCAAAAUGUUAUGCCUCAUUAGCUUCUAGUUUGAAGAAGAGGUUUCAAACUUAUGCUGGAGCAGUGAUACCAGCUUUGCUAGAGAAAUUCAAAGAGAAAAAGCAAAAUGUGCUCAUAGCCAAUAGGGAAGCAAUUGAUGCCAUAUAUUUAACGACUUCAUUGGAAGCUAUUUUAGAAGACACUCUUGAAGCAUUGAAUAAUAAAAAUCCGAGUGUUAAAUCAGAAACAGCACUCUUUUUAGCUAGAUCUCUUACUAAAACUCAACCGCAAGCACUGAAUAAAAAAUUAUUGAAAGCCAUUACCAGUGCCCUUGAAAAGAACGUAAAUCAAUCAGAUCCUACAGUGAGGGAUUCUUCAUAUGAGGCAUUGGGUACUCUAAUGAAACUUGUUGGGGAGAAAGCCAUUGGACCGUUUCUUGGUGAAUUGGAAAAGGAUAAUUUGAAAAUGACGAAAAUUAAAGAAUUCUGUGAGAAGGUGGUUAUCUCAGUUAAGGUAUCCGCUCCAAAGAAGGAAAAAGCUCCUGUAACAAUUAAAACUAAAGAAACUAAAAGUGAACAAUCAAAACCAGCUACCAGUUCUAAAACCGUCAAGAAGGGCGCGGAGAAUGCGAAGAAAAAACCUCAAAUCUCCUCUGGUUCAGCUACUAUAGUUAAAAGUAAAGGUGCCAAAGGUUUGAGUAGUAAAAUUAACAAUAAACCUAUAGAAAGAGAAUUGAGUGAUGAAGAAGUUGAUUCAUUGAUUGCCGACAAAAUCAGUGCCAAUAUUAUAAGUGAUAUUGCAAGUGCAAAUUGGAAGUCAAGACUUGCUGCGGUGGAACAGCUUCAAUCUGAAAUUCAAACACAAGAAUCUAAGGACUUGCCAUGUCAAGCUUUGGUCAAGUUCAUUUCACGCAAACCUGGACUCAAAGAUACGAAUUUUCAAGUAUUAAAAGCUAAACUUGACCUCAUGAAAUAUUUGGUAGAAAACUGCACUUUCAGCGUAACCGUUGCAGAUUGUUGUUUGAAUGAUCUUACCGAGAAGUUUGGGGACCCUAAAAAUGGUAAUACGAUAUCAGUCGUAAUUUCGGCAAUAGCGGAAGCAGCUGGAUUUCCUCAUGUGGCUAACGUAGUACUGGAUUUUGCUGUGACCCAGAAAAGUCCUAAGGUUACAUCGGAAGCUUUUCUCUGGUUAUCUAAUGCCAUAUUAGAAUUUGGAUUCGCAAAUUUGAAUACGAAAGUUCUCAUCGAUCACAGUAAAAAGGCCUUGGCUUCUGCAAAUCCAGCUGUUCGCCAAGCAGCAAUAUCUCUAUUAGGGACCAUGUAUCUUUAUAUUGGACCAUCCCUGAUAGUUUGUUUCGAAAGUGAAAAGGCUACUCUGAGGGAACAGAUUCAAGCUGAAUUUGAUAAACAUGACGGCGAACAGGCUCCAGCACCAUCAAGAGGUAUAAUCAUGGUCAAUUCAGUGGAUCAAUUUAUGAAUAUAAAUUUUUUUUAUUCAGGUGUGACAAAGUCUGAAAGUGUGGCUACUCUAGAUAACCUAGAAGAUGCUGAAGAGGGAGAAGAAGCUCCAGUUGUGAAUAUACAAGAUAUUCUACCUAGGAUAGAUAUCAGUUCUCAAAUAACAGAAACUUUAAUUAAUGAAAUGUCUGAUAAGAAUUGGAAGGUGAGAAAUGAAGCUCUUACAAAAGUGAGCACCAUCAUACAAGAAGCUAAGCUGAUUAAACCGAAUAUUGGAAAUUUACCACAAGCACUAUCAGAGAGGCUUGGCGAUAGCAAUACCAAAAUUGCACAGUUAUCGACGAAUUUAUGUGAAGCAUUAGCCAAGGCUAUGGGUCCUCCCAUUAAGCAGCAUGUUAGAACCUUAUUACCUGGAAUAUUGCAAGGUCUCGGAGAUAACAAAGCUUGGAUGAGAACAGCAGCUUUAGACGCAAUGAAUGCCUUCGCAGAUCAAGGAGGUUACAAAGAAUUCUUCGAAGGUGAAAUGAUCGGUGAUGCCCUCAAAACUGGCUCACCAGUUCUACGUUCCGAAUUGUGGGCUUGGCUUGGGGAUAAGAUGCCUAAAAUACCAUUAAAAACAAUACCAAAGGAUGAACUCACAAUUUGUAUUCCGUAUCUUUAUAAUAAUUUAGAAGAUCGAAAUGCAGAUGUAAGAAAGAAUGCUCAGGAAGCCAUAUUAGGUUUCAUGAUCCAUACAAGUUAUGAAUCUAUGUUGAAACAAACUGAAAAACUGAAGCCUGGAUCCAAGAACGUUAUUGUGGCUCUUCUGGAAAAAGUAAGGCCAAAUUUACCAGUUAAAGCUUUACCUAAAAUGCCCCCACCUGAAAAAGAAGUUAAAAGCGUAAAGGGUACAAAACCCGUUGCAAAUGCCAAAAAUGCAGUUAAACCAAAAAGCGCAAACGUAGCAAGACAGUCUACAGUACCUAGCCGUAAGAAAGAGGACGAUGUUGAUACGUCUCCUUUAUUGGUUGUAAAUAAUAUGAAACAUCAAAGAACUAUCGACGAAUCAAAACUGAAAGUACUGAAGUGGAAUUUCACUACACCUAGAGAAGAAUUUGUUGAAUUGCUCAGAGAACAGAUGACUAAUGCUAAUGUUAAUAGGACCUUGCUAGCCAAUAUGUUCCAUUCCGAUUUUAGAUAUCAUCUGAAAGCCAUUGAAUCUCUGAACGAAGAUCUGGCAGAAAACGGUUUAGCCCUAAUUUCUAAUCUUGACUUGAUACUAAAAUGGUUAACUUUAAGAUUCUUUGAUACAAAUCCUUCAGUGCUAUUGAAAGGUUUAGAUUAUCUGAAUUUAGUAUUUGAGAUGCUAAUCGACAACCAUUAUAGACUUCAGGAGAAUGAAGCUUCAUCAUUCAUACCAUAUUUGAUAGUUAAGAUUGGUGAUCCAAAAGAUGCAGUUCGAAAUAGUGUGAAAGCACUCUUCAGACAAAUUGCAUUUGUUUAUCCAGUUAGUAGGUUAUUUACUUGUAUUAUGGAAGGUUUGAAAUCCAAGAAUGCUAGACAGAGAGCAGAAUGUUUGGAUGUUAUGGGAUCAAUGAUUGAACUGGAUGGUAUAACAAUAUGUGUACCGUCACCAACUGCUUGUCUGAAAGAAGUGGCCAAACAGAUCUCAGAUCGUGAUAAUUCUGUGAGAAACGCUGCUCUGAAUUGUGCUGUACAAGCUUAUUUGAUUGUGGGAGAAAAAAUUUACAAGAUGGUGGGAAAUAUCUCUGAUAAAGACUUGUCAAUGUUAGAAGAACGUAUUAAAAGGGCAAAGAAAAACCCUGUGAAAUCUCCUGUAAAAGCAGAAACAACACAACAGUUUUCAUCCACCAACAAAGUGGUAAACCAGGUUAACACCAAUUUUGAUACCAAUAAUACUUACCAUAAAGAAGCUUAUAGUAAUGGAGAUGAGCAGGAUGAAGAAGACGAAGAAGAGUUGAGUUUGCCACCUGUAACACUACCUCCACAAGUAACACCUAAACCAAAAGAGAUCGAUGGACCUUUUAAACUUGAUGUAGAAUUCAUGAAAGAACUUGAUAAAAUUCAAUUGCCACAACCUAAAGUUCAUUUGGAAGAUAUGGAUUUGAAUUUCCUCAAAGAGGAUGUGAAAGCAACUGACAUUGCUGAUGAUAAAUCUGCAAAAGUUAUGCCCUUAUCACCUCCUAUGCCAAUUACUUCUGAUUAUCAGGUGAUUUCAUGUUUGAAUACUUCUCGUCCAAAAGAAGUUGAGAUUUUAAGUCAGAUGAGCUCAUCUGAUAUGGUUAUAGCAUUAGAGGCUUUUGAACAAAUGCAAAAAUUCUUGAUUUCAAGCCGGAGCAUUUCAAUGAUCGAUCAUGAAGAUGAGUUUAUGAAAGCUGCAAUUAAACAGUUGGAAUAUUUGAGUUCUAAAGAACUAGAUAGCUCCCCACUAGUUCUGAAAACUUAUAGGAGCAUUUUGUCUGUGAUAAAUCAGUUUUAUGUGAACAAAAUUCUUGGAAGGCAUAUAUCAAUUAGUGUUCUUAAAGGAAUAAUUCAUUCUUUCAUACAGUUACUAGUACAAGGAAAAUUAGAAGGAUGUACAGAGGGAGAAACUUACAUAAGGGUUAUUAACUUACAUUGUUGCAAAAUAAUAGAGAGAUCCGAUCAUACUAGGAUCUUCUGUGCCCUGAUCCAGUUGUCCCAAGAUUGUCUGCGCACAGAGGCAUCUCCAAGACAAACAGAACUUGUAAUGAAAUGCUUGUGGCGAAUAAUCAAGCUUAUGCCUCAGUGGGGCAACGAAAUCCAUUUCGAUGAAAUUUUAACUGAUGUAUUAAAUUUUUUCAAAGAGUUUCCCCCAUGUUGGUGGAAAAUGCGACCGUCAGAUACGCUUUUAAGAACCAUCAAAACAGUGGUUCAUUCAAGUGUGAAAAUAAGAGGCAAUGCCAUUUUGCAGGAUUUGGAAAAGGUUCAAGACUACAAGAACUCUGAAGUAGAGUCUUAUAUAUUGAAACAACUGAAGGCUCUCAAACUUGACGAUGGUGAAAAUCAGCCUGUUCAAUCUAUGAAAGUGGAGUCCAGUCCUGCUAAAAGGAAUAAUCUCUCUAAAUCGAUUCAAAAUCAAUUGACGGAAAUAUUUCAAAAAAUUGGAACCAAAGACGAAACGAAGGAAGGAUUGAAUUUACUGUACGAUUUUAUACAAGAACAUCCCGAGGCCGACAUAGAUCCAUUUUUGAAAAAAUGUAGUACAUUUUUUCAGGGUUACAUAAAGAAUGCCUUGAAGGAUAUCAAAGAAGACAGAGAAUCAUCACAAAAUACAAUAGCUAAUAAGGUGGUUGAAAAAGUUCAAGCUAGUAUAUUACCACCACCAGCUUCUGAAGAACCAGGAGACAAAGGCACUGAUUAUUGGAGAGAUAGACUUCACAUGUUUGAAAAAAUGUAUGGAGGAGCGAGCAAAGUAAACGAAUAAAAUAUGAACCCCAUUUUUGUAGAUAACAUAUUAUAACAUUACUAGUUUUAAUGUCUACUAUAAAAGUUUUAAGACAAGGAAUUAAAAUGUUGUUUGUAAAUAGUGAUCCUGAGACUUUGAUUAGUAUUUUAUUCAUUAAUGUGGUACUUAUCCAAACAUUUUUUUUAACUGUUUACUUUCUGAUAAUUAUUAACUUUUGUACUAUUGUUAUUCAUCUUAUUAUUAUUAAUUCGCUAUUUAAUCAAUUUUUAUCACCAUAUAAUAUUUGAAUCUCCGCGUUUAGUGUUACAGGAGGAAGAAAUAAUGUUUUAUAGUUCAUAAUAUAUUAUAUCUCACAUGAUUGAAUGGCUUUCCUUUCAAGCAGUCUUUAUAUGAAAAAAUUAUGUUGAAUUAAAUCUCUAAAGUAAG
This is a messenger RNA of Harmonia axyridis, 6645 nucleotides long. RefSeq names its product protein mini spindles (gene msps). The transcript has 24 exons. The coding region runs from base 343 to 6237 and encodes 1964 amino acids. NCBI's taxonomy places the organism in Eukaryota, Metazoa, Arthropoda, Insecta, Coleoptera, Coccinellidae. Gene Ontology annotation, biological process: establishment or maintenance of microtubule cytoskeleton polarity; centrosome duplication; mitotic spindle organization. Gene Ontology annotation, molecular function: microtubule plus-end binding; microtubule plus end polymerase activity. Gene Ontology annotation, cellular component: spindle pole; kinetochore; centrosome. The record is from RefSeq and is a predicted model, not a curated record.